Molecule: messenger RNA, 4000 nt
Organism: Bombina bombina (fire-bellied toad)
Lineage: Eukaryota; Metazoa; Chordata; Amphibia; Anura; Bombinatoridae
Gene: PIGO
Product: phosphatidylinositol glycan anchor biosynthesis class O
Exons: 12
Coding region: 119-3409 (1096 amino acids)
Biological process (GO): GPI anchor biosynthetic process
Cellular component (GO): endoplasmic reticulum membrane
Molecular function (GO): mannose-ethanolamine phosphotransferase activity
Source: RefSeq, a predicted model, not a curated record
UCAAUGUGACUGACAUUAGGAAGCGGGGCCGGUGAGUGCACCAAAUGGCUCCAUUGAAUAACACAGAAAAAGGAGAGGCUAUACAUUAAAUUUACCCCCUCGCAGGUUGUAGUAUCUCAUGAUGAGAAGAGCACCGGUGCUCCUGUUUCUGGCCUGGGUGUCUGCCCUCUUCUGUUCGGGUAUCUGGCUUUUUAUGAGUGGAUUCUUAUUAAUGAGAAUAGAACUCAACAACCAAAGUUCAUGUACAGACCUUCCCUUCUCAAGUCUUCCAGGGAGUUUUCAGAGAGACCCAGACACCUGCUGGCUCCCCAAAAGGUUUGAAAAGGCUGUAAUAGUCAUCAUCGAUGCUCUGAAAUAUGACUUUGCCACCUAUGAUCCAGAAAACACCAACCCUAAGCCAUAUGAGAACAAGUUAGAGAUUAUCCACCAGCUCGUCAGUUCCCAGCCUAGACAUGCCAAGCUAUACCCCUUCCGAGCUGACCCUCCCACUACCACCAUGCAGAGAAUUAAGGGAGUAACCACAGGAUCUCUUCCAACAUUUGUGGAUGUGGGUAGCAAUUUUGCCAGUUAUGCCAUCCAAGAGGACAACUUGAUCCAACAACUAGUGCAGAAUGGAAAGAGAGUUGUGUUCAUGGGGGAUGACACUUGGGAUGGGCUAUUUCCCAAAAAGUUUUACAAAUCCUACUUCUUUCCAUCGUUCAAUGUAAAGGACCUACACACUGUGGACAAUGGAAUCCUGCAGCAUCUCUACCCUACAGUGGAUGGGAACGACUGGGAUGUCCUCAUUGCGCAUUUCCUUGGUGUGGAUCACUGUGGGCACAAGCACGGCCCAGAUCACCCGGAGACGGCAAAGAAGCUCACACAAAUGAACCAGAUGAUUAGCUCCCUUGUGGAGCACCUGGAUGACAAAACACUUUUGCUGGUGGCAGGAGACCACGGUAUGACUGACACAGGAGAUCAUGGGGGAGACAGCGAGAAAGAAGUGACAGCAGCACUUUUUGUUUACAGCAAAGCAGUUCUGUUUGGUGACACAGUAGAUAAGACAACCCAAGCUGUUCCUCAAGUGAACGUGGUCCCUACGCUUGCUCUUCUGAUGGGGAUUCCCAUCCCGUACAGUAACCUGGGAGCUGUUAUGGCUGAUCUCUUCUCUUGGACUGGAGAUGCUGAAGGCUCCUCUACGCUUACACAGGCAGCUGCCUUUAGGAUCAACGCACAGCAGGUAGACCGUUUCUUGCACUCCUAUUCUCUUUCUGCUGGGGAUCUGCCCUCUGAGAAGCUGAAACACUUAAAGGAUGUAUUUUCUUCAAUGACAGCACAGUAUGACCGGCUGAUGUACGAGCAGCAGCAGAGUCUUAUAACAAAGGCAGAGUUCGAAACUCAUUUGCAGCACCUCAUCCAGAGACUGGAGCUCUAUCUCCUGCAAGCGAGGGCAGUGUGCAUGGAAUCUUGGGCUCGUUUCCACCCUCUGCGUAUGAUUAUAGGUUGCGCCAUCCUUACUGCUUCCUGCCUUAUUUGUUACCUGGUUGCUGAGGCUGGACCAACUCUGGACUUUUCCUACAAAUAUUUGCUUGCUUACCCUACAUUCUGGGCUCUAGGUACAGCUGUUGUACUUUGUUUGGGGAUGUUGACUUCUGUGCUAGAAAAGGAUCCUUUAUUCCUUUGUGCUUUGGUCACUGCCACUUCCCAACUAUCCUUCUUCUGCUAUAUCAGGAAACAAAAACGACCAAAGAGCAGAUCACGUUCCCAUAAACUGUCUGUCCUACUCUCAGGUCCAUGCCUUAUUCUUAUCUUUCGAUGCUGUGGAUUGUUUUCAGACAGUUUUGUUGUUGCAGAAGGAAAACUGGCUCCUUUUCUGCUAACAUCUCUAGUUACCCUGACCAUUUUCAAGUUGCACUGGGAUGGACGACUGUUACUUCCUACUUUUACACCGCUAGGGAGUGAGAGUCUUAAACCCUCAUUGCUUCCAAGUUAUAAGCGGGAUGGCCCACAGCUGAUAGCAUUACUAGCUGCCUUGGCUAUUUGCAGCAGACUUUUGGGGAUGUUCCACAACUGCCGAGAGGAGACUCCAGACUGCCGGCCUUCUCCCUUCCUGACACCGUUAUCUAGCAUAAAGGAUCCCCAGCUGAAGAACUUCUCCUAUCUUUGGUGCGUGGUGUGUCUGGGGGGCAUUGUGUACCUGGUGAGGAGGUGGUUGCAACACUAUGGGAACCUAAACAGCUCUUCUGCACUAGUGAUGUAUGUCCGAUGGGGCCUCCCUCUCAUGGCUUUGGGCAUCUCUUGCUUCUGGGCUCUCAGCUCAGGGACUGAAGACAGCCUCACAAAGCUACGAGAGCUCAUCCAGCUUGCUUUAGUGGCCUGUCCCAGGGUCAUCUACACCAUGGCUGGCCUGGGACUUCUUCUGGUGCUUUGGAACCCUGUAACUGUCUUUAUGAAGAGAAGCCAUGAUGCAGAGGCAGACAACAUGGUCACCACGUACCAUGGAGCUCCUGGUUCCCAAGCUGAACUUCAGCAUGUAAUCCCUCAAAUCUACAGAAAGAUGCAGCAGUCUCUGAAGAGCCGUCUGAAGCACAGAGGUGAAGGAGAAGACAGGAGGAAAGGCGCAACAGUUGAGGCCUAUGGACUAGGGAGUGUGUACUCUGCUGCCGUGCUUGUUACCCUUACCAUCAUUGCUUUGGUCCUGCUCCUCCUUCAUAGUGAAAGAAUUACUCCAGCUUUUAUAAUUUUACUCUUGGAAGCCUUUGUGGUCUUACAGAUCCAUAGCCAUGUAUCCAAUCUCUCUUCUACACCCGAUGGGGCUGGCCUGUUUUCUGUUCCAUGGUAUGCGGUUAUGGCCUGGGCCUUAGGCGCUACACAUGGUUUCUACUCCACGGGUCACCAGCCCGUCUUCCCAGCUAUUCACUGGAAUGCGGCAUUUGUGGGAUUCCAAGACGGACAUAAUAACAACAUCAUUCCUGCUUUACUUGUAGCUGCCAACACCUUCUCAUCACACAUCCUCUUCUCAGCCGGCACCACUCUGCUGCUGCUCUGGCCGUUCCUGUCUGAAUCCCCUGUCAGCAGGAGGAAAAAGCUCAAGAAGGAACCACGUGAUGGGGACACGGAGGAGGAUGAAGUACCCAUGAUGGAGAUGAGGCUUCGAGAAGACCCAGACAGGUUCUCUGCAGCGUUGCUACAACUGGGUACCAAGUACCUGUUCAUCCAGGGAAUGCAGCUCCUGUCUUGUGUGUGUGCAGCUAUGAUUCUCCGACGACAUCUCAUGGUCUGGAAAGUGUUUGCACCCAAGUUUCUGUUUGAAGCUCUGGGAUUCAUGGUGAGCAGCACCUUUCUUGUCCUUGGGAUGGCGCUGGUUCUGCGGGUGGAUUGCGCCAUCAGUAAUUGGUUCAAGAGCCUCAUUCUCCAGCAGCCCAGGUAGCACCAAAUGGAAGAAAAUGUUACAGCUGCCAAGUGAUAAAUGAAACUGCUGCUUGGAACUCACUUAGUGCCUGCAAAUACUACGUUACGUUUUUUUACCAGAUGCUCCGAAUACCUUGAGGAGUUACAUCAAUAUGAACUACUGCAAACGUAUUUGUUACAAGCCUUUUAGGCUUCAUAUCGAAUGGAAAAUGACUAGAAAAUGAUGCUACCCUCACAAUAUUCCUACGGUGUAGGAUAAAAUAAAUGGGGCGACACAUUGUAAUCAGCAGAGGAAAUCCGGUGAACAAAUCAUUGGGAAUGGGUAGCAGAUAGCGGGCACUCUUCUCCACAAGCUAUGUUGGCAUCACUGUAUCGUGGGAGGUUGUAGCCCGUUCUCAUUAGCUGUGAUGAACCAGUGACCAGAGGUCAAACACAGAACUACUCCAAGUUCCAAAUGUAAAAAUGUUGGACACUGGGAAAAAAACUUGUUUCAACUUCAUUUUAUAAAAAUUUAUAAUAUAAGAAAGGUUGUAUUGAAACUUACAGUUUCAUUGUAAAAAUGGGUUUAAAGAAACGAAGAGUGGGCAAUAAUAAAACAUUAAAAAAUUAA